Molecule: messenger RNA, 771 nt
Organism: Lodderomyces oxycetoniae
Lineage: Eukaryota; Fungi; Ascomycota; Pichiomycetes; Serinales; Debaryomycetaceae
Gene: RPS1
Product: 40S ribosomal protein eS1
Exons: 1
Coding region: 1-771 (256 amino acids)
Biological process (GO): translation
Cellular component (GO): cytosol; ribosome
Molecular function (GO): structural constituent of ribosome
Source: RefSeq, a predicted model, not a curated record
AUGGCUGUAGGAAAGAAUAAACGUCUUAGUAAAUCCAAGAAAGGAGCCAAGAAGAGAAUUGUUGAUCCUUUUACCAGGAAAGAUUGGUUUGACAUUAAAGCCCCAACCACUUUUGAAAACAGAAAUGUUGGUAAGACUUUGAUUAAUAGAUCAACUGGUUUAAAAAACGCAGCUGAUGGAUUAAAAGGAAGAGUUGUUGAAGUUUGUUUAGCUGAUUUACAAGGUUCCGAAGAUCACGCUUACAGAAAAAUCAAGUUAAGAGUUGACGAAGUUCAAGGUAAAAACUUGUUGACCAACUUCCACGGUUUGAACUUUACAUCAGAUAAAUUAAGAUCAUUGGUUAGAAAAUGGCAAUCAUUAGUUGAAGCUAACGUCACUGUCAAAACCUCUGACGACUACGUUUUGAGGGUUUUCGCUAUUGCCUUCACCAAGAGACAACCAAACCAAAUCAAAAAGACAACUUAUGCUCAAUCAUCCAAGUUGAGAGAAGUUAGAAAAAAGAUGACUGAAAUCAUGCAAAGAGAAGUUUCAAACUGUACUUUGGCUCAAUUAACUUCUAAAUUGAUUCCAGAAGUCAUUGGUCGUGAAAUUGAAAAAUCAACUCAAACUAUCUUCCCAUUACAGAAUGUUCACAUAAGAAAAGUCAAAUUGUUGAAACAACCUAAAUUCGACUUGGGUUCAUUAUUGGCUUUACACGGUGAAGCCUCAUCUGAAGAAAAAGGUAAGAAAGUUUCUAGCGGUUUCAAAGAUGUUGUUUUGGAAUCAGUUUAA